GAGGACGACAGCAGCGUACCAAGAGGAACUUUGUGGCCCAAAAGAGGAGAAGGAGCCCCAACGUCAACUACUGGACGCUGUGUUCAAUCUGCAGCCUCGAAUUCUGCUACGCAGACCACAAGCCUCUGGCCCACGUGAAAGUUGCCCACAAACGGCGCCACAUUCGCAGAAGCCGACAGCCGUGUCUGAGUGUGCGCAAGAACUGCAUCCGAGGUGGCAGAGCGGCGGGCUUCGUAGGGCGUCUCGCAAGCAAGACAGAAUGCGGUGGAAGAGCCAAGAGGAACGUUGCGCAAAUAAACAUCAUUGAAGAUCUUCGUACUGAACGGCAGGAGCCAGAACCCCCUCACAUUAAAGAGGAAGUGGAGGACGAAGAGGUCCACCACAUCAAAGAGGAAGUGGAGCCCAUUUCAAUUAAAAAAGAGGAAGAAGAAGCAUGCCCCCACACCAAAAAGGAAGAGGAGGAGGAUAUCACCAAAUUUUCAUCGACUGGUGUCCCUCUGAAGAGUGAAGAUGAAGGUCAAAAUGAGGAGAGCUUAGGGGCGGAGCCUCCAAGCAGCAGCUCAAAUCAACACAUGACAACAGAAGGUGAUGGAGACCACUGUGGAGGAUCUUCAGCAGACGGACUCUUAGUUCCACUGUCAGAUAGUGACGACACGACGUCACACUCUCCUCACACUGAUGAUGAUGAUAGACAGUCUGAAGGUGAUAUGACAUGUCACACUGAAAACAAACAAUGGAAAUGUUCUCAGUGUGGGAAAACAUUUGCUUAUAAGGGCAAUUUGAAACAACAUGUGAGAACACACACUGAAGAAAAACCUUUUUCCUGCUCAGUUUGUGGUAAAAGAUUCUCUGUUAAGGGAAGCUUAAAAACUCACACAAGAACCCACACUGGAGAGAAACCUUUUUCCUGCUCAGUUUGUGGUCAAAGAUUCUCUGAAAAGGGAAACUUAAAAAGUCACACAAGAACCCACACUGGUAACAAAACUUUUUACUGCACAGUUUGUGGUCAAAGAUUCUCUGGAAAGGGAAGUUUAAAAAUACACACUAGAAUCCACGUUGGAGAGAAGCCUUUCUCCUGCUCAGUUUGUGGUCAAAGAUUCACUCGGAAGGAAAACUUAAAACAACACACAACAACCCACACUGGUGAGAAACGUUUUUCCUGCUCAGUUUGUGGCCAAAGAUUCUCUAUGAAGGAACACUUAAAAAGUCACACAAGAACCCACACUGGUGAGAAACCUUUUUCCUGCUCAGUUUGUGGUCAAAGAUUCACUCUGAAAGGAAACUUGAGACGUCACACAAGAACCCACACUGGUGAGAAACCUUUUUCCUGCUCAGUUUGUGGCCAAAGAUUCUCUGUAAAGGGAAACUUAAAAAGUCACACAAGAACCCACACUGGUGAGAAACCUUUUUCCUGCUCAGUUUGUGGUCAAAGUUUCACUCUGAAAGGAAACUUAAGACGUCACACAAUAACACACACUGGUGAGAAACCUUUUUCCUGCUCAGAUUGUGGUGAGAGAUUUUCUAUGAAGGGAAACUUAAAAAUGCACACAAGAACCCACACUGGUGGGAAACCUUUUUCCUGCUCAGUUUGUGGUCAGAAAUUCUCUGAAAAAGGAAAGUUAAAAAUGCACACAACAACCCACACUGGUGAGAAACCUUUUUCCUGCUCAGUUUGUGGCCAAAGAUUCUCUUAUAAAUAUCAAGUUAAGACACACAAGUGUGCUGGUGAGAAAAGCAGUGAUUAAGAUGCUUUUAAUGAAAAUAUAAAUGUUUAAUCUAGAAAGUUACUGACUUACAAAAAUAUACAUUCUUGUAUUCUGUGUACCAGCUUUUAUUGUAUCGAUCUUCUUCUUGUCCAUAUAUUUUCUGAAAACCCCAGGAGUGUUAAGAAUUAGCACUGGUGCCAAAUUACUUUGAAGGGACUUGUUAAAGGUGAUAACAUGGGCACUUGUUCCAUAGUGCUGGACUCAAAAAUGUCUACAGAAAAAAAAGCCCUCCAAAAUAGACUCAGUAGUACAACCCCAAUUCCAAUGAAGUUGCGACGUUGUGUUAAACAUAAAUAAAAACAGAAUACAAUGAUUUGCAAAUCAUGUUCAGCCUAUAUUUAAUUGAAUGCACUACAAAGACAAGAUAUUUAAUGUUCAAACUGAUAAAAUUUUAUUGUUUUUAGGCAAAUAAUCAUUAACUUAGAAUUUUAUGGCUGCAACACGUUCCCAAAAAGCUGGGACAGGUGGCAAAAAAGACUGAGAAAGUUGACGAAUGCUCAUCAAACACCUGUUUGGAAGAUCCCACAAGUGAACAGGCUAAUUGGGAACAGGUGGGUGCCAUGAUUGGGUAGAAAAGGUGCUUCCCUGAAUUGCUCAGUCAUUCACAAGCAAAGAUGGGGCGAGGUUCACCUCUUUGUGAACAAGUGCGUGAGAAAAUAGUCAAACAGUUUAAGGACAAUGUUUCUCAACGUACAAUUGCAAGGAAUUUAGGGAUUUCAUCAUCUACGGUCCAUAUCAUCAUCAAAAGGUUCAGAGAAUCUGGAGAAAUCACUGCAUGUAAGUGGCAAGGGCGAAAACCAACAUUGAAUGCCCGUGACCUUCGAUCCCUCAGGCGGCACUGCAUCAAAAACAGACAUCAAUGUGUAAAGGAUAUCACCAAAUGGGGUCAGGAACACUUUCAGAAAACCAAUCUCAGUAAAUACAGUUUGGCGCUACAUCCGUCAACAACUCUACUAUGCGAAGCAAAAGCCAUUUAUCAACAACACCCAGAAACGCCGCCGACUUCUCUGGGUCCGAGCUCAUCUAAGAUGGAUUGACGCAAAGCGGAAAAGUGUUCUGCGGUUCAACGAGUCCACAUUUCAAAUUGUUUUUGGAAAUUGUGGACGUCGUGUCCUCCGGGCCAAAGAGGAAAACAACCAUCCGGACUGUUAAGGACGCAAAGUUCAAAAGCCAGCAUCUGUGAUUGUAUGGGUCUAUGUUAGUGCCAAUGGCAUGGGUAACUUACACAUCUGUGAAGGCACCAUUAAAGCUGAAAGGUACAUACAGUUUUUGGAGAAACAAA
Molecule: messenger RNA, 3048 nt
Organism: Phyllopteryx taeniolatus (common seadragon)
Lineage: Eukaryota; Metazoa; Chordata; Actinopteri; Syngnathiformes; Syngnathidae
Product: gastrula zinc finger protein XlCGF57.1-like
Exons: 3
Coding region: 573-1745 (390 amino acids)
Biological process (GO): regulation of transcription by RNA polymerase II
Cellular component (GO): nucleus
Molecular function (GO): RNA polymerase II cis-regulatory region sequence-specific DNA binding; DNA-binding transcription activator activity, RNA polymerase II-specific
Source: RefSeq, a predicted model, not a curated record